CGCCUUCGGGGGAAGCUCCUUCCACAGCCAUCUCCCAACAAACAUCAUCCACACCGCAACCUCAGCAUUUUCCCAUCUACCACGGACGCUGAAAACAUUAUUAUUCAAUCAGCUAUUUGGACCACCGUCCUGUCGUGCCGCCGAGCGGCUUCUUAACGACCAUGACGAAACUCCCGAGAUUGGUCGCAUCGGGCGGACUCCUGCUGACGACAUUGGGGUCCGCCGUCGCCGACACCAUCUACACGCCGAAACAUGAAGCCGGUCGCUGUGCGAUUCGGGGCCAUUGCGGCUCAAAGAACUUCUUCAGUGGCCAGCUACCUUGCGUCGAUAAUGGACUCGCCGAGGAGCCCGACGCCAAGUUGCGCGAGCAAUUGACCGAGCUCUGUGGCCCGAAAUGGGCUCAGGGCCCUGUUUGCUGCAACGCCGAGCAGGUCGACACACUCAAGUCCAACCUUCAAACAGCAAAUCAGAUCAUCUCGACAUGCCCCGCGUGCAAGGACAACUUCUACAACAUGUUCUGCACCUUCACCUGCUCGCCCGACCAGUCGCUCUUCAUCAACGUGACACAGACAAUGGAGAAGGGCGGAAAAACGCUGGUGAGGGAGCUCGAUCAGCUCAUCUCGGAAGAGUAUGGGACAGGAUUCUACGACAGCUGCAAGGACGUCAAAUUUGGGCCGACAAAUUCGAAGGCCAUGGCCUUGAUCGGUGGUGGCGCCAAGAACUACACACAACUGCUCAAGUUCCUCGGCCAGGAACGGUUUGGGGGCUCGCCGUUCCAAAUGAACUUCCCGAGGAGCUACCCACAGAAAGAUAUGGACCCGCUCCCAAUGAAGCCCAAGAAGUGCAACGACGAGGACCCCAACUUCCGCUGCGCCUGCAUCGAUUGCCCCGCCGUCUGCCCCGAGCUCCCGGCCGUUAAAGAGGCGGGGUCGUGCCACGUUGGGGCAUUGCCAUGCCUGUCGUUUGCGUCCAUCCUCACAUACAGCGUGUUUCUGUUCCUGUGCGCCGCCGCCGUGAUCGGUCAUCUGGCUUGGAACAGGCAUACAAGGCGGAGGAGUGAGCGGCUCAGACUCCUCACGGAUGCAGCGCCGAGUGACGACGAGGACGAGGGCGGAAUCACCGAAAACGGCGCCAUGUUCGACCGGCCGCAGAAGACCUACAUCGUCAACACAUGGUGUGACGCCGCCUUCGCCCGGCUGGGGCAUAUGGCUGCGAGGUUCCCUGCCCUGACCAUUGUGGGCAGCACCCUUGUGGUGCUCUUACUCAGCGCUGGCUGGUUCCAUUUCGAGAUUGAGCAGGACCCGGCCCGCCUAUGGGUGAGCCCGACUUCAGAGGCAGCUCAGGAAAAGGCCUUCUACGACGACAAUUUUGGCCCGUUCUAUCGAACUGAGAAGAUCUUCCUCGUGAACGACCUUAACACUUCGGCUCCUGCGCCGGUGUUGGACCGUGACACUCUCCUGUGGUGGAUCGACGUCGAGGCGAGUGUCCGGAGUCUCAGGGGAAGUAAGUUUGAGAGCACUCUUCAGGACCUUUGCCUCAAGCCCACCGGCGAUGCUUGCGUUGUUCAGUCAGUCGCGGCAUACUUCCACAACGAUCCCCAGGAGGUGGAUAGUGGCGACUGGAAGGCCAAGCUGAGAGAGUGUGCCGACUCACCGGUCAACUGCCGUCCUGAGUACGGUCAACCUCUGGAGCCGAACAUGAUUCUCGGAGGUUACGCCAAGUCUGGUGACCCCGCCGAUGCCACGGCCAUGACAGUGACCUGGGUCCUGAACAACUAUCCCGAGGGGUCUCCCGAGGCGGACCGCGCAAUGGAUUGGGAGGAGGCUAUGAAGAAUCGGCUGCUGGCACUCCAAAACGAAGCUAGUGAGCGGAACCUCAGGCUCUCCUUCUCGACCGAAAUCAGUCUGGAGGAAGAGCUGAACAAGUCGACCAACACCGACGCCAAGAUCAUCGUCAUUAGCUAUAUCAUCAUGUUCCUGUACGCAUCGAUUGCUCUCGGGUCCACAACGCUGUCGUUCCGAGACCUCAUCCGCAACCCCGCUAUCUCGUUCGUUGAAUCCAAGUUCACCCUCGGCGUGGUGGGGAUCGUCAUAGUGCUCAUGUCCAUCACGGCGUCUAUUGGGCUGUUUUCUUGGGUAGGCCUCAGGGCGACCCUUAUUAUCGUCGACGUUAUCCCCUUCAUUGUGUUGGCCGUCGGCGUGGACAACAUUUUCUUGAUCGUUCACGAGUUCGAGCGGGUGAACAUCAGUCAUCCCGAUGAUGCGGUCGAGGUCAGGAUCUCCCGCGCGCUUGGUCGCAUGGGACCCUCGAUUUUGUUCUCUGCCAUCACCGAGACCAUCUGCUUUGCACUGGGCGCGUUUGUCGGAAUGCCGGCGGUGCGCAACUUUGCCAUCUACGCGGCUGGCGCCGUGUUCAUCAACGCGAUCCUCCAGGUCACCAUGUUCGUCUCGGUUCUCACGCUUAACCAGAUCAGAGUCGAGGACUUCCGGGCGGACUGCUUCCCGUGUGUGCAGGUUAAGUCGGCGAGGAUUCACCUGAACGCUAACGGCGGGAACAACGGGGCUCGGUACUACGAAGCACCAUCGGAGAGUUUGCUCCAGCAGUUCAUCCGCAAGACGUACGCCCCGAGGCUACUAGGGAAAAAGACCAAGGCGGUUGUUAUUACCAUCUUCCUUGGUAUCUUUGCUGCCGCAGUCGCGUUACUCCCCGAGGUCCAACUUGGACUAGACCAGCGGGUCGCGAUCCCCGACGACUCUUACCUAAUCCCGUACUUCAACGAUCUCUACGAUUACUUCGACGCUGGGCCGCCUGUCUACUUUGUCACGCGCGGGUUCAACGGCACCGAGAGGGAACAGCAGCAAAAGAUCUGCUCUCGCUUCACCACCUGCCAACAACUCUCUCUCACCAACAUCCUCGAGCAAGAGCGGAAGCGGGAGGAGGUGUCAUACAUCGCGUCCCCGACGGCCGGCUGGAUGGACGACUUCUUUCAGUGGCUCAAUCCCGACAACGAAAAGUGCUGCGUGGACGGCCACACGCCCUGUUUCUCGCGGCGCGAUCCCACUUGGAACAUUACCAUGGCUGGCAUGCCCGAAGGCGACGAGUUUGUCCACUACCUCGAGAGGUUCCUCACCGCGCCAACCAAUGAAGACUGCCCCCUGGCCGGGCAGGCCUCGUAUGGCUCGGCGGUCGUCGUUGACGAAGAUCACACCACCAUCCGUGCCAGCCACUUCCGCGCCAUGCAUUCCCCACUCCGCAGCCAAGACGACUUCAUUAAGGCGUACGCCUCGGCCCGCCGUAUCGCGCACGACGUCAGCACCAGCACGGGCCUCUCCGUCUUCCCUUACUCCGUCUUUUAUAUCUUCUUCGACCAGUACGCGACCAUCGUCCAGCUGACGGCCGCCCUGCUCGGCUCAGCCGUCGGCAUCGUUUUCCUGGUAUCCUCGCUUCUUCUAGGGUCAGUCCUUACGGCCGCGGUGGUAACCGUCACGGUGAGCAUGGCGCUGGUCGACAUCGUCGGCGCCAUGGCGCUCAUGGGCGUCAGCCUGAACGCGGUGUCGCUGGUCAACUUGAUCAUAUGCGUCGGCAUCGCCGUUGAGUUCUGCGCACACAUCGCGCGGGCCUUCAUGUUCCCCAGCCGCACCUUCAUGGAGCGCGCCCGCAACCGCUUCCGCGGCCGCGACGCUCGCGCCUGGACCGCGCUCGCCAACGUCGGCGGCAGCGUCUUCUCGGGCAUCACCAUCACGAAAGUGCUUGGCGUCGCCGUGCUCGCCUUCACCAGGAGCAAGAUCUUUGAGAUCUACUACUUCCGCGUGUGGGUCGCGCUGGUCGCGUUCGCCGCCACACACGCCCUCGUCUUCCUGCCCGUCGCUCUGUCGCUGUUCGGCGGCGAGGGCUAUGUCGACCCCGAGAGCGACGGCGGCUUAGAGGAGGACCUCGCCAGCCGCCGGUAUCGCGAGCUUGCGCCCGGGGAGGUGUCGGAUUCCGAGGAUGAGAACUAGGGGCAGUCUGCGUCCACGUCUAGGGCUCAGCCUGGGGCUGGGAUUGGAGCUGGGGUUGGGAAUGCGUCUGCGGGCGCGAGUUCGGGUGCGGAUGGAGGGAGGAGUGGUGGAUUCCGGAAGAAUGCCCGG
Messenger RNA from Chaetomium fimeti, 4127 nucleotides. RefSeq names its product patched family-domain-containing protein. Gene Ontology annotation, molecular function: sterol binding; lipid carrier activity. The transcript has a single exon. Gene Ontology annotation, cellular component: membrane. The record is from RefSeq and is a predicted model, not a curated record. Lineage: Eukaryota; Fungi; Ascomycota; Sordariomycetes; Sordariales; Chaetomiaceae. The coding region runs from base 162 to 3998 and encodes 1278 amino acids. Gene Ontology annotation, biological process: sterol transport.